Molecule: messenger RNA, 1650 nt
Organism: Kwoniella shivajii
Lineage: Eukaryota; Fungi; Basidiomycota; Tremellomycetes; Tremellales; Cryptococcaceae
Exons: 3
Coding region: 1-1650 (549 amino acids)
Cellular component (GO): cytoplasm
Molecular function (GO): exopolyphosphatase activity
Source: RefSeq, a predicted model, not a curated record
AUGCGUCUACCCAGGAAUUCAAGGUUAUUGUGUUUCCUUCUUUCAUUAUCGUUCAUACCACCGUUCAUACUGGUAUUCAGUUUAUUAGCUUGGUUGGACGAGUCUAUGAAGAUUUGUUUACCUUUUUCGUUGAACAGAAUAUCCACACAAGCACAUCAAUCGUUAUCCUGUCAAGCCAAAUCGUAUACCAGCAUCAGCUCAAAAGGUACAGGGCUGAAAGCGAUCAUGUCCGAAGUCAAUGGAGAUGGUAUCUCCACUGGAAUCAAACAGGGAAAUGGAAAUGGGAAACAACAAGGUAAAUUAGCGGGUUUCCUGACAAGUCAAAAAGAAACUUUUUUGGAUGAUCUGAAGAAAGGGAAUGGGAAUGGAUGGACAGUAGUUAUGGGUAAUGAAGCUGGAGACCUUGACUCGAUCGCAUCUUCAAUAUCUUAUGCUUAUCUUUCAGCAGCAUUGACAGCCCAACGCUCAGUACCAUUGAUCUUAACUCCAGCGAACUUGAUGAAACUUCGACCGGAAAAUCUACUAGCGUUUGAACUAUCUUCUUUCCCAGUAGAGUCACUAUUACAUCCUGAACAAUUACCUAUUUCAACAACAGAACUAUCUUCUUUAGGAGUCAAAUUCGGUCUAGUAGAUCAUAAUAGACUGUUACCCCCUUUCGGUGAUCACACUCGUGACGGUACAGUCGAAAGUAUAAUUGAUCAUCAUGAAGACGAACAUUCGCAUUUAGAUGCUGAAAUAAGAGAAAUUCAAAUACCAACUGGAAGUUCAGCAUCAUUAGUAACGAAACAUUUUAUGAAAGAAUGGAAAUCUUCUUUGUCUUCUUCUCCUGCAGGUCAAAAAGGUUCACCAAUCCCAUCUGAAUUAGCAACUUUGUUACUGUCUGCAAUAUUAAUCGAUACAACAGGUUUAAAACCUGAUAGGAAAGCUACAGAAACAGAUUAUCAAGCUGCUUCUUUCUUAUAUCCAAUUUCAACUUUAUCUACCACCACUACCCCCAAUCCCGAUAAUACUAGUGCUGUCGACAGUCAACAGAAUGGUGAUGGUCAUAUCAUUUCGUUCUCAACGGAUGGAUCCAAUAUACCUCAAGAUUUAACUAUCUUGACUGAGAAAUUACAAGAUACGAAGAUGGAUGUAUCAUCAUUAACGACCUCUCAACUUUUAUUAAGAGAUUACAAGGAAUAUUCAUUACCUACUUCAUCAUCUGAAUAUCCGACAUUGAAAAUCGGUUUAUCCACUGUACCAUUAGGAUUCAAAAAGUGGUUAUCCAAAGAACCUAAUGGAUUCGAAAGUUUGUUGGAGGAGACGAACGAGUACAUGGAAGAGAAAACAUUAGAUAUAGAAGGGAUUUUAACUAGUUUCAAAAAUGGUCAAGGGAAAAGCAGAAGAGAAUUAGCUUUGAUCGUUCGUCGUUCAGGUGGAGUAAUUAAAUCACAUGAACAAGCUAACAAAGUCUUGAAAGAAUUGAAAAAAGGCUUGGAAACAAAUUCAGAUUUGUUGGAUCUGUCUAAAUGGGAUAAAGAUAAUAAAGGGGCUAUAAGCGCUUGGGAAAAUCAUAAUGAUCAAGUCGUUUUUUGGAAACAAGGUAAUGUGAAAAGUACAAGAAAACAAGUAGCUCCGAUAUUGCGCGAUUUGGUAGCUUCGCUGAACUAG